UGUGCGUACCGUCCGCUUGGAAAACGACCCUUCAGAGCGACUGCGCAGGGUUCCGUUGUGCCUCCGCCUGCUUCCGCUUCCCUGAUUCUUCGCGCACGCCAGCGGGCUUGGACUAGCGCCCGAUACCGACGACGCCAUGGCUGCACUCAGCCCUGAAUUGCAGGAGAAGCUCGAGGAGCUGGACAGGGAGCUUGAGGAGGGUGAUAUCACUCAAAAAGGGUACCAAAAACGGCGAACGCAGUUGCUGUCGCAGUAUGGACUUGGCAACGUCCCCGAGUUGAAGACGGGCAGCCCGCGCGUUCACUCUCCCGACGACCACCAUGAAUCCUCCCAAGACCACCGCGCCGCCUCGCUGGCCGCUUUGAAUGCGGGCCCGGAGCCCCCCAGUCCCCAAUACCUCAACGUUGAAUCGCAUCCUGCGUCUUUGCUGGCGCCCGGAGGACCCAUGGCCGAACAACGCCCGAACAUGCGUCAGCACCAUUCGCUCUUUCUCUCCUCGGCCCCCGUCGCCGAACCCUCCACUCGUUCGGACACCAUGGUUUCUGGAGAUUACGCCUUCAACCCCGAGCAGCAUAAUCUUGGGUAUGGGGAUCAGCCGCAACAGAACCCGUAUGACAGCAGAACCGGGACGAUGCUGGAUUCGCAGGCCUACUUUUCGGACUUUGCCGGGCAGGCAUACGAUCCUGCUGCGCCGGAAGAAUAUGGGGGCCCCCAGAGGUAUUCAUCAAGCGACGUUUUCUCUCCCACGGCGGCAAUGGCGCCACCAAUGCCUACAACAAACGACUUGCCGCCACCAGACGCCCUCCGGUUUCUGAUGCCACUUGAGCCGCGCGAGUUACCUUUUGCCAUUCACGACCCCCACGAUGAGACCGUUCCCAUGUCCAACUUCGACAACAUAGCGGCCGUGCUUAGGCACCGCGGCCGCACCUCGGCUAAGCUUCCGGCCUACUGGGUGUUGGACAGUAAGGGGAAGGAGAUCGCUUCCAUAACCUGGGACAAGCUGGCCCUGAGAGCCGAGAAGGUGGCCCAGGUGAUUCGCGACAAGAGUUCUCUCUACCGCGGGGACCGUGUUGCGCUCAUCUACCGGGAUGCCGAAAUUAUCGACUUUGCCAUCGCGCUGCUGGGCUGCUUCAUCGCCGGAGUGGUCGCGGUGCCCAUCAACGAUUUGCAGGACUAUGCGAAGCUCAACCUGAUAUUGACUUCCACGCAGGCACAUUUAGCGCUGACGACAGACAACAAUCUCAAGGCUUUUCAGCGUGACAUCACCGCACAGAAACUCAAUUGGCCCAAGGGAGUCGAGUGGUGGAAGACGAACGAAUUCGGCAGCUACCAUUCAAAACGCAAGGACGACAUUCCUCCCCUGUCCGUCCCGGACUUGGCCUACAUCGAGUUUUCUCGGGCCCCUACAGGGGAUCUAAGAGGCGUCGUCCUUAGCCACCGGACCAUCAUGCAUCAAAUGGCCUGUAUCAGUGCCAUCGUGUCCAGCGCGCCAGGGAACGGGCCAGCCGACACCUUCAACAAAACCCUACGAGACAAGAAUGGUCGUCUGAUAGGCGGCGGCGCCAGCAGUGAGGUUCUGCUGUCUUAUCUGGACGCUCGUCAAGGAAUCGGAAUGAUCCUGGGCGUUCUUUGGACGGUGUACGGCGGGCAUACCACUGUCUGGCUGGAAAACAAGGCAGUUGAAGUACCCGGCCUAUACGCCCACCUCAUCACCAAAUACAAGCCUACCGUCAUGGUUGCCGACUACCCUGGCCUGAAACGGGCGGCAUACAACUAUCAGGCCGAUCCCAUGGCGACGAGGAAUUUCAAGAAAGGCAUGGAGCCAAAUUUCCAAAGCGUCAAACUCUGCUUGAUAGACACCCUUACUGUCGACAGCGAGUUCAACGAGCUUCUCGCCGACCGUUGGUUCCGCCCUCUCCGCAAUACGCGGUCGAGGGAGGUGGUAGCACCCAUGCUCUGUCUGCCCGAGCAUGGUGGCAUGUUGAUCAGCGUCCGUGACUGGCUCGGCGGCGAGGAGCGCAUGGGCUGCCCUUUGAAGCUCGACUCGGGAGCCGAGAGCGGGCCGGAGGACGAGAAGGCAAAGGAAAAGAAGGAGGAGGAGAAGCCGACACCUUCAAAUGGCUUUUCGACCUUGCUUGGACAGAGCACGACAACUACCAAAGAGGAGCGUGCCAAGAUGGAGCUGAGCGAAGUCCUACUCGACAAGGAAGCCCUCAAGACGAACGAGGUUGUGGUUGUUGCCAUCGGAGACGACGUCAACAAGCGUGCCGCGAACGAGCCGGGGACCAUUCGUAUCGGCGCUUUCGGUUAUCCCAUUCCGGAUGCCACGCUCGCCAUUGUCGAUCCCGAGACUGGCCUUCUCUCCUCGCCCAACACCGUGGGUGAGAUUUGGGUCGAUUCUCCUUCCCUCUCCGGCGGCUUCUGGGCCUUGCCGAAGCACACCGAGCAAAUAUUUCACGCACGGCCCUACAAGUUUGAGCCGGGCGAUCCGACCCCCACAGCGAUCGAGCCCGAAUUUCUGAGGACCGGGCUCUUGGGUACCAUCAUCGAAGGCAAAGUCUAUGUCCUUGGCCUGUACGAAGACCGCAUUCGGCAGAAGGUCGAAUGGGUCGAGGACGGCGGUGCCGAGAACACGGAGCAUCGCUACUUCUUUGUUCAGCACAUCGUGGUCAGCAUCAUGAAGAACGUUCCCAAGGUCUUCGAUUGCUCCGCGUUUGAUGUCUUUGUCAACGAAGAACAUCUCCCAGUCGUGGUACUCGAGACGCAGGCGGCAUCCACUGCCCCUACCACCAGCGGAGGCCCGCCUAGGCAGCUGGACACGGCGCUGCUCGACUCCCUUGCGGAAAGGUGCAUGGACGUGCUGUUGCAGGAACAUAACCUCCGCGUCUACUGUGUCAUGAUCACCGCGCCCAACUCGCUGCCCAGGGUGCUGAAGAACGGCCGCCGUGAGAUCGGCAACAUGCUGUGCAGGCGAGAGUUUGACCUGGGCAAUCUGCCGUGCGUCCACGUCAAGUUCGCGGUCGAGCACGCGGUGCUUAAUCUGCCCGUAGGCGUUGACCCGGUCGGCGGCAUCUGGUCGCCGAUGGCGAGCGUCUCCAGAGGGGAGCUUCUUGCUCAAGCAGAUAAGCAGUACUCGGGUAUCGACCGUAGGGAAGUGGUAAUUGACGACAGGACGUCAACGCCGCUCAACAACUUCUCUAGCAUCACCGAUCUCAUUCAGUGGCGCGUGGCGAGGCAGCCCGAGGAACUGGCCUUCUGCACGAUCGACGGACGAGGAAAAGAAGGGAAGGGCGUGACAUGGAAAAAGUUCGACAUGAAGAUCGCCGCCGUCGCCGUCUAUUUGAAGAACAAGGUGAAGCUCAGGGCUGGCGACCAUGUCGUGCUCAUGUACACUCAUUCCGAAGAUUUCGUCUUUGCUGUUCACGCCUGCAUCAACCUCGGGGUCAUCAUUAUCCCUCUCGCACCCAUGGAUCAGAACCGCUUGUCGGAGGAUGUUCCGGCAUUCCUGCACCUGAUAUCGGAGUUCCGCGUGAGGGCCGUGCUCGUCAACCAAGACGUUGAUCAUCUGUUGAAGACGAAGCCGGUCGCGCAGCAUAUCAAACAAACCGCGCAGGUGCUCAAGAUCACGAUUCCAAACAUUUACACCACAAGCAAACCGCCAAAGCAGAACAGCGGCUUGCGGGAUCUCGGCAUCACUAUGGAUCCCGCCUGGAUCCAGCCCGGCUACCCGGUCAUCAUCUGGACCUACUGGACCCCCGACCAGCGGCGACUUGCUGUGCAGCUCGGCCAUGACACGAUUCUCGGCAUGUGUAAGGUGCAGAAGGAAACUUGCCAGAUGACGAGCUCCCGGCCGGUGCUGGGCUGCGUGAGGAGCACAACCGGACUCGGCUUCAUCCACACAUGCUUGAUGGGUAUCUACAUCGGCACGCCUACAUACCUCCUAUCUCCUGUCGACUUCGCACAGAAUCCCGCCUCUCUCUUCCUAAUCCUGUCGCGAUAUAAGAUCAAGGACACUUACGCAACCCCUCAGAUGCUGGACCAUGCCAUGAAUCUGAUGCCUGGUAAAGGAUUCACGCUACACGAACUCAAGAACAUGAUGAUCUCGGCCGAGUCGCGGCCCCGGGUCGACGUCUUUCAAAAGGUCCGCAUGCACUUCGCUGCGACGGGCCUCGAUCGAACGGCUAUUAACACGGUCUAUUCGCACGUCCUGAAUCCCAUGAUCGCCUCUCGGUCGUACAUGUGCAUCGAGCCAAUCGAACUUUGGCUGGAUCCCAAGGCCCUUCGGCGUGGCCUCGUCUUCGUGACGGACCCAGAGCGGGAGCCAAAGGCUCUGCUUGUUCAGGACUCGGGCAUGGUCCCCGUGUCGACGCAGAUUGCCAUUGUUAACCCAGAGAGUCGGGAGCUGUGCAGCGAAGGCGAGUAUGGAGAGAUCUGGGUCGACUCCGAGGCGUGCGUAAAGGGUUUCUAUGGGUCGAAGGAUGCCUUUGAUGCCGGGCGCUUCGACGGAAGGACGGUUGAGGACCCAAGCAUUCGGUACGUGCGUACCGGAGACCUUGGGUUCCUUCAUAGUGUGCGGCGGCCCAUUGGGCCUGGUGGUGCGCUAGUUGACAUGCAGGUGCUAUUCGUGCUGGGAAGUAUCGGGGAGACCUUCGAGAUCAACGGGCUGAGCCACUUCCCGAUGGACAUUGAGGCUUCCGUGGAGCGGUGCCAUCGUCACAUUGUGCCGGGCGGAUGUGCCAUCUUCCAAGCCGGCGGCCUGGUUGUCGUCCUAGUCGAAGUUGCCCGCAAAGCCUAUCUCGCAUCCAUCGUCCCCGUCAUCGUCAAUGCCAUCCUCAACGAGCAUCAAAUCGUAGUCGACAUUGUUGCCUUCGUCAACAAGGGCGAUUUCCCGCGCAGCCGGCUCGGCGAAAAGCAACGGGGCAAGAUCCUCGCAGGUUGGGUCAGCCGCAAGCUGCGCACCAUCGCCCAGUUCAGCAUCAAGGAUAACGAUCGCGAACCACUCGGCGCGCCGGGUACCUCCUCCGGUGAACAAGCCUCUAGUCACGGCAGCGGGCUGCCCGAUGACCAGCACCGUGCCAGCUUGGGCAGUUUCCGCAGCGGCAGUGGCGGAAACAAUCCUCGAAACGCCGAACCCGCGCCCCAGGCCCUCGAACUGCGACAGCAGUACCAUCGAGACCAGGGAUACGACGACAGGACUAUGACCAUGAACAGCAUGAAUAGGGCGGCUGCUACCAUGACGCCGGGAUCUGGCCCGGUCGAGAUGCCGGCAGAUGAAGUCAAAAUCAACACCCAUGACAACGACCAGACGCCAACAAAGGACCACCGCACUGAGCAGCAGCAACAGCAGCAGCAGCGGCAGGAACAACCAUCCCAAGGACUCGUCGACCCCUCCCCAGCUCACGGGUUUGAACUGCCCGAUUUUAACCAAUUUGUACCGCGUGAGGAGCGAGGUGAGAAUGAGAAGUCCACGCCCGAAGUCGUCAACGACACGUCCUCCUCCUCCCGCCCGGGUACAGGGACCGGCAAUGGCAAUGGCAAGGGUGUGGGCGGGUCCAUGUCGUCUCAGGGCCCGCCACAGAUCAGGUUACCCGGUGUGGAUGGGCGCGAGUCGCUGGAUGAUUGGGACUUGAGGCCUAGGAGCGGUGGUGGCGCGGAAGGGAUGGGAGAUGUGCAGGAAGAAGAUGAUUGGAAGGCAGAUGCUUAUAUGUCAAUGAACUUGGCGGGAACGCUUGGGGGACAGUAAGAGGCGGCCAUCGAAAUGAUGGCAGGCUUAGUGGUUUCAAUUUUUUUUUUUUUUACAGCCCCUUGUGUGCGUGGCUUUCAUGCACAUGGCUGUCUUGCGGUUCGGGUAAUGGGUGACGGGCGUUGAUUGUUUGGG
Messenger RNA from Thermothelomyces thermophilus ATCC 42464, 5878 nucleotides. RefSeq lists its product as uncharacterized. The coding region runs from base 137 to 5743 and encodes 1868 amino acids. NCBI's taxonomy places the organism in Eukaryota, Fungi, Ascomycota, Sordariomycetes, Sordariales, Chaetomiaceae. Gene Ontology annotation, cellular component: cytosol. The record is from RefSeq and is a predicted model, not a curated record. The transcript is spliced from 4 exons.